Molecule: messenger RNA, 2579 nt
Organism: Capsicum annuum
Lineage: Eukaryota; Viridiplantae; Streptophyta; Magnoliopsida; Solanales; Solanaceae
Product: tubby-like F-box protein 10
Exons: 5
Coding region: 1090-2370 (426 amino acids)
Molecular function (GO): protein binding
Source: RefSeq, a predicted model, not a curated record
UUGUUUUUUUUCCUGUCAUUUUCCAUGAUAGUUGCUGUAUUCUGCUCACGUAGUGACCAAUUUAAUAUUUCAAUCCUAGAACCAUUAAACAAUUAAGCAAUUAAACAAUUAAACAAUAUAUACAACUCCACUGCAAAGUAUGCAUACAGCUUUUAUUUUGUUUUCUUUGUCCUCGUCAUCCAAACCGAAAGACAAGUUGAUAGAUGUAAACGUUGACCCACUUUUCCUUCUUGAGAUUUUAUUUUUCUCUCUUUGUAAAGAUACUUGCAUGUUGAUUAUAGUCGUGUGUCCUCAUUCUCUUUCUAAGGCACAGAUCUCUGAUUCUGAUUCUUAUUUUUUACCUUCAGAUCAUGUCUUUUGGGCUCUCUUUAUUUGUGUAUUCAUAUUUGAUCCUUCAAUUUCUACCGUAUUUAUUAAAAAUGGGUAGCAAUUCUUGGGUUUUCUCUGGAUCUGUUUUCUAAAAUUUUGCUCUAGGCUUCGCAUCUGAGGGUUUUGUUCCUUACUUUGAUAUUAGCUGGUAGUAUAAGUUUAUGUUUUUAUGGAAUUUUCGCUUUUUGUAGAGAAAAGUUAUAGAGCUUUAAUAUGCUUAUAACAGGUUUAUCCUAAUCGGGCUUCCUCUUGAUAGAUUUGUAUCAUUUUGGUUAUAGUAUAUGUUUAAGUAGUAAAUUACAUGAAUCCAUGGUGUGUAGACUGAAAUAUAUAUACCUAAUCUUUUGAUUCAUAGAUGGAAAACAUCUCAAGUUGUUUGCCAAUAAAAAUAAAUGAAAGGAAAAUGAACCAGUAAGAGCUUGACCAUAGCUUUCAGGCUCGAUAUCACUAGGCUAGAGAAAUUAUAAGAGGUGAAGGAUCAAUAAGAGUUUACAAGCUCGACCUGUAAAGAAAGCUGUGUCCUUUAACAAGUUUGCUUCUGCUAACUGGAAAAGGUCGUAUUUUAAGGAAGGUCAGAGAGAGAGAGAGAGAGAGAGUGUCCUUUGACAAGUUUGCUUCUGCUAACUGGAAAGGAUUUAUAUUUUAAGGAAGGUCAGAGAGAGAGAGAGAAGUACCAUUUAUUCUGGUGUUUGGGCAUCUGUCUAUAUGUUUUGCUAUUAGAUGUCGUUCCGCAAUAUAGUUCGAGAUGUAAGAGAUAGUUUUGGCAGCUUAUCGAGGAGAAGCUUUGAUGUAAGGCUCUCUGGUCAUCAAAGUGGUAAAUCACAUGGUUCAUUUCGCGACUUAAGUGACCAGCCUCCUGUCAUCCAGAACAGUUGUUGGGCUAGUCUCCCACCCGAACUACUUUUUGAUGUAAUUAGAAGAUUAGAAGAGAGUGAGAACUCAUGGCCUGCCCGUAAGCAUGUAGUAGCAUGUGCUUCAGUUUGCAGGUCAUGGAGGAUUAUGUGCCAGGAAAUUGUUAAAAGUCCUGAAGUUUGUGGAAAGCUUACUUUUCCAGUAUCAUUAAAGCAACCUGGCCCUCGUGACGGAAUGAUUCAAUGCUUCAUCAAGAGGGAUAAAUCUAAUUUGACUUACCAUCUUUUCUUGUGUCUCAGUCCUGCUUUACUAUUUGAAAAUGGAAAGUUCCUUCUCUCUGCAAAGAGAACUAGGCGGACUACUUGCACGGAGUAUGUUAUCUCAAUGGAUGCAGAAAACAUCUCAAGAUCAAGCAACACAUACCUUGGAAAAUUAAGGUCAAAUUUUCUGGGUACGAACUUCGUUAUAUAUGACACACAGCCUCCAUACACCUUUGCAAACAUCCUGCCUCCAGGACGCACAAGCCGCAGAUUCUAUUCCAAGAAAGUCUCUCCUAAAGUCCCAACUGAAAGCUACAGCAUAGCCCAGAUCAAAUACGAGCUAAAUGUUCUUGGAACACGGGGUCCACGGAAAAUGCACUGUGUCAUGCACUCGAUUCCUGCCUCAGCACUUGAUGUGGGUGGCUCAGUGCCUGGCCAACCGGAGCUUCUCCCAAGGUCCCUUGAGGAUUCAUUCCGAAGCAUCUCUUUCUCAAAGUCGCUUGAUCAUUCCACUGACUUCAGUAGCUCACGGUUUUCUGAUAUUGUUAGAGCAUCAUCCAAUGCGGAAGAUGAUAGCAAGGUGAAACCCUUGGUACUAAAGAACAAGUCACCGCGUUGGCAUGAACAACUGCAGUGUUGGUGCCUAAAUUUUCGAGGACGGGUGACAGUUGCAUCAGUAAAAAAUUUUCAGUUGAUUGCGUUCAACCAGCCAGCUGCUGGGGGACUGACAACUUCUCGGUCAAGUCAAUUAGAUCAUGACAAAGUCAUCCUGCAAUUUGGCAAGAUAGGGAAAGAUGUGUUUACUAUGGAUUACAGGUAUCCCCUAUCUGCGGUUCAGGCUUUUGCUAUAUGCUUGAGCAGCUUUGACACCAAAUUGGCAUGUGAAUAGAAGGAAAAGUUGUUACAUUAGGAUGCUAAAAGAAAUUCACCGCAAUUGACUUUUUUCUGGAUACAUUAUUGUGUACUUUGUUCUCCUUUUCCCCAGUAGAAUUAGGGGUUGUACCAAAUCUAUUAUCUUGUAUAAAACCUGAUUAUAAUGGUGGCACUGAUGCUGUGCAUCUUGACGUUUAUUUAAAGCCACUAAUGAAUGUUGCUUCA